This is a messenger RNA of Leptopilina heterotoma, 1514 nucleotides long. RefSeq names its product hydroxyacid oxidase 1-like. The coding region runs from base 315 to 1394 and encodes 359 amino acids. The transcript has 8 exons. The record is from RefSeq and is a predicted model, not a curated record. Gene Ontology annotation, molecular function: FMN binding; oxidoreductase activity. NCBI's taxonomy places the organism in Eukaryota, Metazoa, Arthropoda, Insecta, Hymenoptera, Figitidae.
AUAUGUACAAUAUUUUAGAGUUAAUUUUCAAAAAAAGAAAAAAUGAGGAAAAAUCUAAAUUUAGAUUACAAAGUAAGAUAAGAUUUAUAAAUGUUGUGAAAAGAAAAUUUUUUGACAACCAUAAAAUAUUAACAUUGCUUAAAACAAAAUCUCGUAAUACUUUUUAUCAGUUUUAUUUUCAUCGCCACUGCAAACAUUUCAAUUAAUUAUAAAUUUGAUACCAUAAUCUGCGCUCUUAAAAAUCAUCAAAUUAAUCUUCACACCAAAAGAGAUUUUAAUUUUCAUCAAAAGGAAACAGUUAACCACUCAGAAAAAUGACGAACUUCGUCUGUACCAAGGAUUAUGAGCAAAAAGCUUUAAAUCUCCUAACGCCAAAUGUGAGAGAUUUUUACAAAGGAGGAUCCGGCGAAGAAAUUACAUUAAAAUGGAAUCGCGAUGCUUUUGGACGAAUUAGAAUUCUACCGAGAAUGUUGAGGGAUGUUAGAAAAGUGGAUCUCAGCACAACAAUUUUAGGAGAAAAAGUUUCAAUGCCUCUGGGAAUUUCACCAACAGCUCUACAAAGAAUGGCUCAUCCUGAUGGAGAAUGCGCCAACGCAAAAGCCGCAGAAGCAGCAGGGAUAAUUUACACUCUUUCAACUUUAUCAUCGUCAUCAAUCGAAGAAGUCGCCCAAGCAGCUCCGAAAUGUAUUAAAUGGUUCCAACUUUACAUAUUUCCUGAUCGAAAAUUAACACUAGAUUUGGUGCGUCGAGCUGAAAAAUCUGGAUUCAAGGCUUUGGUUGUGACAGUCGAUUCCCCAACCGCGGGAAAUAGAAGAAAUGAACUUCGAAAUAAUUUUAAGAAACCUUCGCAUAUAAUAUUCGCCAACUUGAAAAAUUAUUCUUUGCAAAAUAGUUUCAGUAACGAUCCUUAUUCGCUGCGUUUGGAUCUGUCGCUGUCCUGGGAAGAUAUUUCAUGGCUUAAAAAAAAUACAUGUCUACCAAUAGUGACAAAAGGAAUAUUAACUGCAGAAGAUGCUCUUCUAUCAAUAAAGCAUGGCGCUAGUGGAAUUUUAAUUUCUAAUCACGGAGGACGACAAACUGACGGGGUACCAGCAACAAUUGAAGUUUUACCAGAAAUUGUUAAAGCCGUUGGAGAAAAGGUGGAAAUUUAUAUCGAUGGGGGAUUUUCCCAAGGAUCUGAUGUUUUCAAAGCUUUAGCUUUAGGAGCAAAAAUGGCUCUUUUUGGAAGACCAAUGUUGUGGGCUUUGGCUUGUGAAGGGGAAAAAGGAGCGAAAAAUAUUUUAGAAACAAUGAGGAGAGAAAUUUUUCUCACAUUCACUUUAACUGGUUGCAGAAAUGUUCAGGAAGUGUCUAAAACUAUGGUUUGCCAUGAAUCCAGAUUUAGUCAUUUCUAACUAAAAAAAAGAAAAAAUUUAAAAAAGCUUCUGUACUUAAAUAAUAAUUUUUAAUUACUUAUUCUCUAAACGAGUUUUUCUCUAAUAGAAAAAAUUUAGACGUACACCGAAAAUAAAAUA